UGUGUCUUCGUGGAGGCCACGCCCACAGCGCUUACGUCAGAGCGGACACUGUCCAUCAACGGUUCAAGGGCGAAACUACAAUAAGGAGGGUCCGAGAUGAGGAGAGUGGUCAGAAGUAGUAGACUGACUGAAAUAUAAUUUAAACCAUGAGUCCGUCCUUCUCUCGCUGCAUCACUUGUGUGCCAUGGAAGCUGCUGUUCUGAACAUAAGGGCGGAAGAGCUGCAUGUGAGUCAGAGACCCGAAAGCACUUGAGGACCACCGUGUUUUGAUCCGUUUUUAAAGGAGCAGCGCUACUAGAGGGACUUCCUAGAAGUCAUCAUGGCGGACUCCAGCUUCAACAACCUGACAUCCCUGGCCCGGGCUCUGUCUCAACCAACGCUGGACUUGAUAGAAACAAAUGAUGUUUUCAUCACGCGAAAUGUUCAGCGGCACCCGUCUCGCAGGAGAAAGCUGUCGAGCUGCAACUCGGUAGAGACCACCGACCCGGUGACUUCACCUACGGCCGCAGAGGCGCGAGUUCUGGUCAUCAACACCGGAGGAACAAUCGGGAUGACACUUCAUGAUGACGUUCUUGCCCCAAAAGCCAAUGCUUUUGUGAAGGGCCUGCGUAAGCUGCCCAUCCUCCACGAUGAGGUGUAUGCCCAGCAGACCUGCCUGUAUGAGUACUAUGGAGAGAACACCCUGGUCCUGCCGAAGCCAGCAGCCCAUCCUGACCUGCUGUCUCUCGGACCAAGUAAAGAAAACAAGAGGAUAGUCUACACUAAUAAAAGGAUAGUCUACACUAUCUUAGAAUACAGCCCUUUGCUGGACUCUUCCAAUAUGACCACAGAUGACUGGGGUAGAAUUGGAAAGGAUAUUGAGAAAAACUAUGAAAACUAUGAUGGUUUUGUGAUUCUCCAUGGCACAGACACUAUGGCUUACACAGCUUCUGCCUUGUCCUUCAUGUGUGAACAUUUGGGCAAACCAAUCAUCCUCACAGGCUCCCAGGUGCCUAUUUAUGAGAUGAGGAAUGAUGGCAGAGACAACUUGCUAGGAGCGCUGCUAAUUGCUGGCCAAUUUGUCAUUCCUGAGGUGUGCCUGUAUUUCUACAACAAACUCUACAGAGGGAAUCGUGUGACCAAGGUGGACACUGGGAGUUUCAAUGCAUUCUCUUCUCCUAACUUGGCUCCCCUGGCCACUGCUGAAGUAGAUAUUACAAUCAACUGGGACACAGUGUGGAGGGCAAACACGACAACGAAGUUUCAAGUCAGCACUGAGCUGAACCGCAAUGUCGGCCUGCUCCGGCUCUUCCCAGGAAUCACUUCUUCUACUGUGAGGGCUUUCCUGCAGCCGCCCAUGCAGGGUGUGGUUCUGGAGACCUACGGCAGUGGAAAUGCCCCCGAUAACCGUCCUGACCUGCUGGAGGAGUUGAAGAAGGCUACAGACUCGGGUGUCAUCAUCAUCAACUGUACACAGUGUCUCAGAGGAACCGUGUCUGCCUCCUAUGCCACUGGCAAGGUGUUGAUGGAUGCAGGUCUGAUAGCUGGUGGUGACAUGACUCCAGAGGCCGCUCUGUCAAAGCUGUCCUAUGUGUUGGCCAAGGAAGACCUUAAACUAGAUGCUAGGAAAAAGAUGAUGGCUCAGAACCUUCGAGGUGAAAUGAGCACCGACUUGGUCGGAGCCAAAUUGUGUCUGAGCGACAGCCGCUUCAUCCAGGUCAUUGCCAAGUCUCUGAGCAUCAGCUGCAAGGAGGAGCUCGAAGCCAUCCGGGAUGCUCUGACUCCCCCGCUGGCUUGUGCUGCUGCUAAGAUCGGAGACAUAGAGGCCCUAGAAGCUCUGAAAGAAAUGGGCAGUAACUUGUGUCUGGGGGACUAUGAUGGACGUACACCGCUGCAUAUUGCUGCCUGUGAGGGCCAUCUCAAACUGGUGAAGUAUCUACUGAGUCAUGGAGCUUCAGUCUAUGCUAAAGAUCGUUACGGAGACACACCCCUGUGCAACGCUGUUCGCUUCAAACACAAGGAAGUUGUGAAGCUGCUCAGAAAGACUGGAGCGCAUUUCUCAAGAGAAGAGUUAGAGGAAGCAGGGACCGAGCUGUGCAGUCUGGCAGCCAGCGGUGACCUGGACGGCCUGGAAAUCUGGAGCAUUGCCGGAGCAGAUCUGAAUAAACCAGGCUAUGAUGGACAGACGGCGAUUCAAGUGGCCCAGGCUGUCGGCAAAAAGGAAGUGGUGGCGUUUUUAGUCCACUGUAUGAGCAAUAAAGCCAAGAAAGUAUUUGGUGAAUUAAAUGAGUAUGAUGAAUAUGAUGAUGAUGAUGAUGAUGAUGAUGAGAGCGGAGUGAUCGAGUUCGCGGCCACCCCAACAGGACUGUGAGCUGACGAUACUUCAACUGACAGGAACCAUCCUCUGUGUCCAUUUCCUCUGCUGCCCUCCUCUGCAGACACCGUCCUGUUUGUUUUUACACAGUUGCUUUCAGAAUGUCUGCACAUUGUGUAUAUUGUUAAAAGCUGCUUCAGUCUCUCUCUCCAAACCUGUUACGAGCACAAUAUAUUGUGUGAUCGCUGCUUUGAGUGUAUGAUGCCCAAAAAGAUAAGCACAUGUGUAUUUUGUUACUCCUUAAUGCAUGUGUGAGGAAACAUGUUACUGUGCUGAAUGUUUUAAUCACAUGCUUUAAUUACCCUGUAUGAACACGAGACUCCAUUAAUGUGAUGUUUAAUCAGAGAAUACAGGGCGAACUUCAUUUUCAAUAGCUCAAUACUGUAGCAUUACUUUAUAAAGUAGUGUUUUCUCUUCCUUUAGCAAUACAUUCAUGAUAUGUGGAAGUAGAGGGUACAUUCACAGAUUGUAUUUUUAUAGUGCAAUGCAGGAAGGUGAGGUCAUAUAAAGUAAUAAAAAUAAGGUUGUAUUUUUAUCACCUGGGAUGUUACCCAACCUUAGCACUUGUCCACUUUGGUCAAUGCAUACCUUCUGUUCCGGAAGCAAAGAUUUUCAUUUCUUUCCGCUCCGACAGGUCUUUCAAAACCCCUCGGUUACCUUUGAGACUCAGCCAGCCUGUUUGUUGUACUGAUUGUCGAGCUGGAAGCGUCACAUAUCUCUGACUUUGAAAUGGAAAGGGGAAAUCCAGACUGUUGUAUGAGCCACUGAAAGGCCUAAAACUGCGAGUUUCCGUUUGUGUGCGUUUGAAUGUCUUCUUAUAUUCUUUGCAAUCAUGAACGACUUGUGUUUUCAUCAUCUUUGUGUUAAACACUUUUGUUUGUUAUAAUUUACUUUUUUUUAAAACCAAUGCAGGGUCAAUGCAGGCAUGUGUCAAUGAAAAUGCUGUACAUUUUAAUUACUUGAAAUCAGUGUGACCUGUUUCCAGUGCUGUUAUUGUCUCACUGUUGUAUCCCCCCCCCCCCCCAAAAAAAAGUGUGAGGAAUGUUUUUCUUUUGUGGAUAAAACAGCGGAAAUAAAUCUCUUGUUUCAAAUGGA
Molecule: messenger RNA, 3448 nt
Organism: Amphiprion ocellaris (clown anemonefish)
Lineage: Eukaryota; Metazoa; Chordata; Actinopteri; Pomacentridae
Gene: aspg
Product: asparaginase homolog (S. cerevisiae)
Exons: 18
Coding region: 320-2350 (676 amino acids)
Biological process (GO): amino acid metabolic process
Molecular function (GO): asparaginase activity; protein binding
Source: RefSeq, a predicted model, not a curated record